GAAUAUAAAUGACACCAUCUCAUGCAAGGUCAAAAAACAAGGUUGCGUAUACCUGCACUGGUAUAAAUAUAGCGGCAAGUCUGAAAUAAGGAACACUGCAACUAAUAAUUCGCUGCACCUUCUAGAGAGAAUAAGUCUCCGACUAUGCAUUUCAACGCAGUGCUGGCAUUACUUCUUACUGUUGGUCCAUUAUGCGUCCUAGGACAGGCUCUAGUUCCCCUCAACAGGGGUAGAGACGCUGGAGCUUCAAUUUUUGACACCCUAGAUGCAAUAUUGAGCGGAUCGCAAUACCAUAAUGUCAUGUUCCUAAUGGACAGCAGUGGAAGCAUAUCAGACUCUGAGUUCGCCGUAUCAAAGGAAGCGACACAGGCAAUUCUUAGCGUCGUUGAUUUCAUCCCUUCAUCCAACGCUAUAGCAUCAGAUAAACAUAAGAUAGGUCUGGUGCGGUUCUCUUCUGAUGCAAACACAAAGGUCAUAAUCAAAUUGGGGGAGCAUGCUAGCUUCAGUAAGAACAACGAGGAAAUUGGCAAGGUGGUAAAAGAAGGCGGUUUGACUAACACCAAAAAAGGCUUACUACUCGCUCAACUACAGUUGGGAUUUCGAGGAGGAUCUGCUAGAAAGCAACUUAUCUGGAUGUCAACUGAUGGCAUGUCCAAUGAAGGAGGGGAUCCCAUUGAUACAGCAAAUAGUUUGAAGGGACGGGGUGUCACCAUUUGCGUCACUGCCAUUGGAAACAGCGUAAACCAUGCCGAAAUUUAUGGUAUGGCUUCGUCUGUAACGGUCCAAGGAGAGUCGAGGAAAUGUGUCUUCGAGGUGGCCUCGUACAGUGCGUAUGAUGCUGCAGCCCAAUCUGCGAGAGCCAGAGCCAGUGCCAGGGGAAAAUAAGCCCGUUUUGAAGGCCAGAAAGGCCCAGACCGGUCACAGUGUUUAGUGUUUCCAUUAUGACAGAUCAACGUGGCUGUUGUCAGUUUUUAUACAAUUAUUUUUGCUUUUCAUCAAAUUAUUUCACUUUCGAUAAUCUACUUACGAAUGUCCAAAUUACAUUAUGGAAAUAAAAGGUUUUAGUGCAGUUUA
Messenger RNA from Lingula anatina, 1074 nucleotides. RefSeq lists its product as uncharacterized. NCBI's taxonomy places the organism in Eukaryota, Metazoa, Brachiopoda, Lingulata, Lingulida, Lingulidae. The record is from RefSeq and is a predicted model, not a curated record.